This is a messenger RNA of Fibroporia radiculosa, 1059 nucleotides long. RefSeq lists its product as uncharacterized. The coding region runs from base 1 to 1059 and encodes 352 amino acids. The transcript is spliced from 9 exons. NCBI's taxonomy places the organism in Eukaryota, Fungi, Basidiomycota, Agaricomycetes, Polyporales, Fibroporiaceae. The record is from RefSeq and is a predicted model, not a curated record. Gene Ontology annotation, molecular function: catalytic activity.
AUGCCAGGAUUCGAAUUCCACCGCGAGACUGAGACCACCGCGAUUGAGACUGUCGUCGAGGUUGAGGCGACCUCCGCCGACACCAACGGCCAUGCUGUUCGCGAGGGUGUCUACUACAACCCCCGCCUUGAUCCCAAGAACUACCUCGAGGGUCCCCUUUCGCAUGACCCCGCCACCCGCCUCCGCCAGAUGCUUGCGCGCCCUGGCAUUGUUGUCGCCCCCGGUAUCUGUGAUGGCAUCAGUGCACGAUGCGCCCUCGAGGCGGGUUUCGACUGCAUGUACCAAAGCGGCGCUGCUACAACCGCAUCCCGCUUGGGCAUGCCUGAUGUCGCCAUCGCCACCUUGAAUGACUUUGUGCAGAGCGCGCAAAUGGUCUGCAGCCUGGACCCCACCGUCCCUGUCAUUGCCGACGCUGACACUGGCUUCGGUGGGCCCGCGAUGGUUGCGAGGACCGUCACCCAAUACGUUCGCGCUGGUGUUGCUGGUCUUCAUAUCGAAGACCAGGUGCAGACGAAGCGUUGUGGACACUUGAUGGGCAAGCAAGUCGUCUCCCGCGAGGAGUUCUUGCAGCGCAUCCGCGCAGCAGUCAUUGCUCGUGAUUCCAUUCCCGGUGGCUCCGACUUUGUUAUCAUUGGCCGCACUGACUCGGCACAAGUCCUUGGUAUGGAGGAGGCGGUCACACGUCUCAAGCUCGCGGCAGAUGCCGGUGCAGACGUCUGCUUCAUUGAGGGCGUAAAGACCUCCGAGCUGCUCAAGGACACCGUCGCUGCCCUUGCUCCCAAGCCUGUGCUUGUAAACGUCAUCUCUGGCGGUCUUACUCCGUCUUUCACCUGCAGCGAGGCGGAGCAGUAUGGUGCCAAGAUCAUUAUCUUCUCACUUGUGUCGUGUGUUGCGGCCGUGCAUGGCAUCCGGGAGGCUAUGCGGUCGCUAAAGAAGACCGGGACAGACUUCACUUCCGCUCGGGGCAUGGACCCCAAGGCAUUCUUCGAAGUCAUGGGUCUCAACGAUGUCAUCAGUCUCGACGCACGGGCGGGUGGCAAGGCGUUCGAGGUUGUAUGA